CCGCCUCUUUCCCCUUCCCCGGGGGCCUAUCCGCGUGAGUUCCGGAGUUUGUGACUCCGAAUUAUCUCCAGACCACGAGUAAACUCCUCCGCAACUGAGGCCGGUCUCUCCCACUCUCAACGCGCCCGCCAGAACCCACGAUUCCCGUCGGGGAAGGGCAGAGGCUCGCUCGGGGGCGGCAUAGCCACGGGCGCGUGCCCCGGAGCGCGUCCCGCCGAGCUCGCGCCCCGCGCUUCCCCACCUAGCUCCGGUGGCAGCUGGCCGCCGCGCGCCGCCGGCUUCCUCUCGCCUCCCAGCCGAGGUGCCUGCUGAUCCCUGCGCCGUUGGAGCGACCCGGGCGAGGCCAGGCGCUCGUUCCGACCGAGGGAAGCCGGAGGAGGGCGGGGCGGCCCGGGGAUCGCAGCGGGGCUUCGCAGAGGCAGUCACCUGAGAAAGCCUCACAGCUAGCGGUGUCCCACUCCUGCCCGGGCUCCGCACCCAGACUCGUGGUCCAGGCCCCGGAGUCGGCGUCACUCUGGUGAGGACAGAAGCACAUCGAGCUAGUGGACAUGGCCACACCGUUCCUACCCGCGGGGGCCACCACGGGCGACAGCGGUGGGGAACUCAGCUCCGGGGACGACUCCGGUGAUAUGGAAUCCCCCCAGAACCCCGAGAUCGAGGCGUCCCGGAGCCUGGCCGAGCAGUUUGAGAAGGCUGCCGCCCACGUUCAAGGCCUGAUUCAGGUGGCCAGCAGGGAGCAGCUCUUGUACCUGUAUGCCAGGUACAAGCAGGUCAAAGUUGGAAACUGCAACAUUCCUAAACCAAACUUCUUUGAUUUUGAAGGAAAGCAAAAAUGGGAAGCGUGGAAAGCCCUUGGUGACUCCAGCCCCCACCAAGCAAUGCAGGAAUACAUUGCAGCAGUUAAAAAGCUAGAUCCAGGCUGGAAUCCUCAGGUAUCAGAGAAGAAGGGAAAAGAAGCCAAUAGUGGUUUUGGUGGGCCAGUUGUUAGUUCUCUAUAUCAUGAAGAGACAAUCAGGGAAGAAGACAAAAACAUAUUUGAUUACUGCAGGGAAAACAACAUUGACCAUAUGACCAAAGCCAUCAAAUCGAAAACUGUGGACGUGAAUGCGAGAGACGAAGAGGGCAGAGCUCUGCUCCACUGGGCAUGUGACCGAGGACAUAAGGAACUAGUCACAAUCUUGCUACAGUAUGAAGCUGACAUUAAUUGUCAGGACAACGAAGGUCAGACAGCUCUUCAUUACGCUGCUGCCUGCGAGUUUUUGGACAUUGUGGAGCUGCUGCUCCAGUCUGGCGCUGACCCCACUCUCCGAGACCAAGACGGCUGUCUGCCAGAAGAGGUGACGGGCUGCAAAACGGUUUCUCUGGUGCUGCAGCGGCACAGAGCCAGCAAGGCUUGACCCAGAGACUGGAAAACACAGUCUCAUAGGACAGGACUUCAGGGCGAAAGAAACUGCAGAAAUGAUACUUCUUUACCACCCGUUUUUGGUAUGCAUUGGCUAAUAAAAUCAGUUCUGAGGAACUGGGAUUUUGACAUAUCAGCAAUUCAUUCUCCAUGCAUACAUUCUGGGGUGUACGGUUUUGGUGAUGAACAUGUGUACUGUGCAUAAUAUAAUCCAAUUCUGCCGAGCGCGCUCUGAAAUUUAUCACUGCUCCAGAGGGUGGGGAGAGGAGCAGACAGAUCAUAUUUCACAAUAUUAAACAUGGCUGUGCGUCUGUGCUCUCUAUCUAUCUAUCUAUCUAUCUAUCUAUCUAUCUAUCUAUCUCUCUUUCUCAAUACAGAAGCAAAAUGUGCCAAUCGGCACUACAAUUAGGGAAGUUCCAUGAAAUCCCAGCACAGUAAAGCACGAAUGUCCCUAUGGCAUCUUCACACCUGAUCUGCAUAGAUGGUGUGAACAAUGGCUGUUCUGUAAAGAUGAACUUGAGAACAAAUUAAAGAAAAGAAAGCAAGAGGGAGAGGACAGGAUUUUGUCACCUGGGCCAUGGACGUCACAUCACCAGUCAGUUCCUGAAAAUGAAGACCUUGAGCAUUUCAGUGUAGUACUCAGCAGCCUCCCUGAGGACUGGGACACGGGUUCCGGAGAACACAUUAGAUCAGGACUCCUCAAACACAGUGCAGGGAAAGAAUUUCCCUGAGGACUCAAAAUUAGCUACAAGGGUCCUUGCAGAAGUAACCUAAAAAACCCAACUCAGUCCUGGCCUGCAUCCCCCUUGGCUGUUGGCUUGCCGAGGUGUGUUACUAUUGGAGUUGUUUCUGGGUACUAGAAGAGCAUCUGUUUGGUUUUAGAAGCAUAAGUAGGCAAGUGUGCCAUGGUUUUUUUGUUUGUUCGUUUGUUUGUUUGUUUUUUAAAUAAACAAUUGUACCACUACUGAA
Messenger RNA from Mesocricetus auratus (golden hamster), 2371 nucleotides. It is a transcript of the gene Acbd6, whose product is annotated as acyl-CoA binding domain containing 6. The record is from RefSeq and is a predicted model, not a curated record. The transcript has 8 exons. Gene Ontology annotation, molecular function: fatty-acyl-CoA binding; protein binding. Lineage: Eukaryota; Metazoa; Chordata; Mammalia; Rodentia; Cricetidae. The coding region runs from base 549 to 1397 and encodes 282 amino acids.